Verticillium dahliae VdLs.17 is the source of this 309-nucleotide messenger RNA. RefSeq lists its product as uncharacterized. The record is from RefSeq and is a predicted model, not a curated record. NCBI's taxonomy places the organism in Eukaryota, Fungi, Ascomycota, Sordariomycetes, Glomerellales, Plectosphaerellaceae. The transcript is spliced from 2 exons. The coding region runs from base 1 to 309 and encodes 102 amino acids.
AUGGGUGUCUGCUCACAGGCAAAUGCGUGGGCCGGUUUGAGCAGCAGGAAAUGGUCGGAACCGUCUGCAAUGGAGAGCGAGUUGUUGCCGGUCGCGGCGGCCAGGAAUCAUACAAAGGAAAAUGCCCAGCAGUUUUUUGACCCAGAGACACAGGUCUAUAAUGUACAUACAGUACAGCAACAGGUUAGGGUAGAGGAGGGGUCGUGGUCGUUGGGCAGUGGCUGCACUGGUGGCCGCCCGUCUUGCGCUUCUCAACUGGGCCAGGCAAGGACAGAUGAGUGGGCCCGUCCAAUCGACGUGCGGCCCUGA